AUGAGGGAAGCAGCGUGGCAAAAUCGAAUCGACGAGUUGGAACAGCUUUUAAGAGAAGCGGAAGAGAAAGUGAACGAACGAGAUGCAAUUUUUUUAGAAGGAGUACCCACGACGACGACGACGACGACGACGAGAAAGGAGGAGAGGAAAAGAGCGCAAGAAAGUGGGCGUUAUAGAAGCAGCAAUAGGAGUAGCAGCAGUAGUAUUAGUAGUAGUAACGAUGGUAAAAACAACAACAACAGACUAACGGCCGAAGGUCGGCGAAAACUCACCACGUUUGCAGCUAAGUUGAGCGAGUUGUCCUCUGCAUCAUCAACAACAGCAACAGCAAGUGGCGAAGAUGUUACGACCGCGAUGGUAAUAAGAAGCAGAAGUGCGACGAUUGAGCAGUUGCGAGUGCGUGGCGAAGCUACGUUACUCAAGUUAAAAGCUACGCCAGGUUCAAUUGCGCGAGCGGCGACGACGACAACGACGAUAAAGAGCAGAGCGUCCGUUUUACAGCCGAACGAAGAGGAAGAAGAAGAAGCGACGACGCUCUUGCAGUUUCAGCACCAAUUGUUGCGAGAACAGGACGAAGAGUUGACGGAUUUGUCUAACCACGUCACGAGAACGAAACAUAUAGCCAUAGCAGUCGGUGAGGAGUUAGAUUUACACACGCGCUUAUUGGAUGACUUUGACGACGACGUCGAACACACGGCUGGAAAUUUAAAGAGAAUAGCAUCCUCGGCGCGACGAUUGUUUGAACGCAUCGGUAAGAGCAACUUCUCGCUCGGGUGUUGUUUAGCCGCGCUCGUUUUCAUGCUAAUCGUUCUCAUCGCGUUGUCCAUCUUGAAAGUCGAAGGCAAAUUUCAUCCAAUAUUUACUUAG
This is a messenger RNA of Bathycoccus prasinos, 867 nucleotides long. RefSeq lists its product as hypothetical. The transcript has a single exon. The coding region runs from base 1 to 867 and encodes 288 amino acids. NCBI's taxonomy places the organism in Eukaryota, Viridiplantae, Chlorophyta, Mamiellophyceae, Mamiellales, Bathycoccaceae. The record is from RefSeq and is a predicted model, not a curated record.